AUGGCAUCCGGCGCUGAUAAGGGUUUCUUCCAGCAGGCCCCUUCCCUGGAGAAUCAUUUUCACGAUGCUACUUAUCAACGGUGCUUUAAACUUUUCUUGCCCGUACAUGUCGUCUCUGCAACGCAACACGAAGUAGAAUCUCUUGGCGAUGAAGUUAUCUCUGACCAGAUUUUCCGAUGGAUCUCCGAUGCCGAGCGAAACCCCCCUUUCCUGAGAGGCUCAGGGCGAGAUGUUUUUGGUCAAUGGACUGGGGAACUGGUGACGGGGGAAGGGUGGCGUCAGUUACAAGACUUUGGGAUAAAGAAAGGAUUUGUGGCUACGGGCUACGACACGGAGUACGGACCCUACUCGCGACCGCUACAAUUCCUACGACUGCUAUUGUGGGAGCCAUCCUGUGCCAACGUUACAUGCCCAUCAGCUAUGCAGGAUGGGGCGGCUCGCGUGCUGCAAACGCACCUCGCUUCCACGGCGCAACCUGGCAUGUCGGACGAACAACGCCUCGUGUUCCGAGCCGCGCUACGACGUCUCCUCUCACGAGAUCCCAAAACAGCAUGGACGAGUGGGCAGUGGAUGACAGAGAGGACCGGCGGGAGCGACGUGUCCCAGACUGAGACGAGAGCAGAGCAUAAGCCAGAAGACUCUGAGACCGUGGCGGGAGGUGAGGAGGCACGGCUGGGGCCUUGGAGCAUCAAUGGUUUCAAGUGGUUCUCGUCCGCCACGGAUUCGCAAAUGACUAUUCUACUUGCCAAGACUCCGAAGGGUGCGCUGUCAGCGUUUUUUGCUCCAAUGCGCAGAGGUGUUGGGGGUUCUAUAGAUAACCAGGGACAGUUGAACGGGGUCCGGAUUCAGAGACUCAAAGACAAGGUUGGAACUCGGUCUCUGCCAACUGCCGAGCUUGUACUAGAGGAUAUGCGCGCUUGGAUGAUUGGCGAGGAGGGCCGUGGUGUACAAGAAGUCAGAACUAUUCUCGCAAUCACGAGGAUUCACUCUGCAGUGGCGGCCGUUGGCUACGUCGGCCGCGGUCUAAGCAUUGCGCGAGCUUAUGCCCGUGUGAGAGACAUCAGCGAGGGCAAAGGCCGCAGAACGAGAUUAACGGACAGCGUGCUGCAUAUGCAUACUCUGUCCGACAUGUUUGUCCAGUACCGGGGCAUGAUGAUGCUCACGAUCUUCACGUCCUACGUUCUCGGGCUUUCAGAGCAUAACAGCGAUGGAAGAGCCGUGGCUGGGGUGAAGACUAAGGUACUGGACGCAUUGACACCCCCGCAGGAACACGUCGCUGGCCUCAUCCGGAUCUUGACUCAGUUGACCAAGGCCUAUGUGUGCCAGGAAUCAGUUUCUAUUCUCUUCUCCUGCAUGGAGGCCCUGGGCGGCGUUGGAUAUCUGAACAAUGCAGAACAGGAGCACCUCAACAUCUCGCGGCUCUGGAGAGAUUGUGCAGUGCUCCCGAUCUGGGAAGGUACUACAAAUGUGCUUUGCACCGACUUCAUCAAGACUGUGAGGCAUCCUGUUGCCGGCAAGGAGACAUUGAAUGCACUAAGGAGCUUCGUCCAAAGGGCUCCAGCGUUCCAGGGCCCAGGACAUGCAAACCUGCCCGCCUGGAACCCGGUGCAGAGAUGGGAUGUCAUCGAGCGCCGUCUUCUCAGCGAGUCACCAGAUGAGCUAAUGAGAAACGCCAGAGAGCAUGUUUGGCAGACGGCGCAACUACUGGCGUCACUGCUACUAUACGCUGAUGCUCAAGCGGACGGCGAUCCGGUGGCUUGUGACGUCCACAAGCGGUUUGCACAGUGCAGCAACAUUGGUCUGGACUCUAAUCCGAUGACCAGCCCGGAAACAAACUUGGCCAUGGACUCGGCGAUUGUGUAUGGCGGCGGACCGGUUCAUCACGGCCGACCAAGGCUAUAG
This is a messenger RNA of Clonostachys byssicola, 1902 nucleotides long. The record is from the annotation of a GenBank genome assembly. Lineage: Eukaryota; Fungi; Ascomycota; Sordariomycetes; Hypocreales; Bionectriaceae.